Messenger RNA from Euleptes europaea (tarantolino), 728 nucleotides. RefSeq names its product copper metabolism domain containing 1 (gene COMMD1). Gene Ontology annotation, biological process: positive regulation of protein ubiquitination; negative regulation of sodium ion transmembrane transport; negative regulation of protein localization to cell surface. Bases 1 to 582 code for a protein of 193 amino acids. The transcript is spliced from 3 exons. Lineage: Eukaryota; Metazoa; Chordata; Lepidosauria; Squamata; Sphaerodactylidae. The record is from RefSeq and is a predicted model, not a curated record. Gene Ontology annotation, cellular component: endosome.
AUGGCGGCUGCCUCGGAGCGUCCUCCGGCCGAGGCCGCCAAGCCCUUGCUGGGCCUCCUGAACGGCAUCGCCCGGGCCUCCUACUACGGCAACGCGGAGAUCACGGAGGGGCUGCUGCGGGAGCAGCUCUACCCGGACCUGGCGCCGCAGGAGUUCCGGGCUCUGCAGGCCAAGAUGACGGGCGUCGUCAAGUCAAUAGCAUCAGCUGAUAUGGAUUCCAACCAGUUGGAAGCUUUUUUGACUGCUCAGACCAAGAAACCAGGCGGCAUCACGAGCGAGCAAGCUGCAGUCAUCGCAAAAUUUUGGAAGAACCACAGAAUGAAAAUUCGAGACAGCCUGAUAAAUCAAAGCAGGUGGGAAAACACCUUGAAGAACCUAAAUUGGAGAGUGGAUGUAAAAUCACAGUCAAGACACACGGACCAGUUAAGCAGUCCUGUGGCAAUAGUCAAAAUGGAACUUGGGAAGAAUGGACAGGAAUCUGAAUUUUUGACUCUGGAGUUCGAUGAGCUCAAACUAAAUCAAAUGCUGAAGAAACUUUCAGAGAUUGAAGGCAGCAUUACUUCCCUGACCCAAGCAACCUAGCCUUUGGACUAAAACAUUGUGCAUUUUGGAACAACGUUGACUUCAGUAAUGACUAUUAAUUUUUUUUACAGCCAAUGUGGUUGUUAUAAAAGUACUUUACAGCCUCAUCUGUCUAAUAUUGGAAUAAAGCCAAUGAAAAUCUAACG